AUGAAGUCUCUUGCAUCCGCCGUGGCCUUGCCGUGCCUCUUCCUCGGUGCUUUGGCGAAACCGACUCCCCGUCCGGCCCCAGCGGAGGUCAUUCCCACCAACGAUGACGCAUCAGACGCGCAGUGGGACAUCUGCGGCAGGAUCGUCACUGCGGCAAAUGAGGGCCAAUAUGUUUUCUACGCCCGAGACGCCAUCCGGUGUUUGACCAGCGUGCCCUUCAACGCGGCCGUGGCCAGUCGGUUCAUCGAGUACUACAACACCACGAUCCAGUUCCACAGCACAUUAGCAUACCUGAAGGACCCUCCGGAAGGCUACCAGCAGCCGGCCAUAGACGUCGUGGCCGGUCUGCAGCAGAUCCAACAGAACAUCGACAGCGGCAAGUACAAAAACCAGUAUGCCUUCGAAGCCGAGAUGCAGGCGCUCGUGUACUCGAUGCACGACAUGCACGUCGAUCUCAACUCUGGAGUCCUCGCCGCCUUCUCGUUUGCAAGCCCUUACUACAUCACCGCUGCGUCGGUCGACGGCAAGGCCGACCCGCAGAUCUAUCUCUGGGAUGACGUUUGGGAGCGCCAACCGGGGGGCACCGAGCCUGGUGCAAUCGCCACAAUCAACGGACGGGACGUGAUCGAAGUGUUGACCGAGUUCGCCGCACUCAACUCGCAAGGAACGCUGGAGCCCAACGCGGACUGGAACCAGCUCUUCUCCAACCCCGCCCAGGACAUCCAGGGUACGUUGAACGUCUUCAGCGGCGGUGCAACAUUCUAUCCUGGCGACGAGCUCGAGUUCGUGUUCAAGAACGGCAGCAACAUCACGACGAACUGGCUUGCCAUAUACAACAGCGUGGAUGACACGGGCCCGCUGACUACGGGUGGCGAUUUCUACAACUACUUCGUCCUCGGACAAUACCCCCAGGCCUACUACGACGAGCUCGAGGCGGCACAGAAUGCCACUUCGGCCAACGACACCACCUCGGAUUCCAACACGGACGACUCGUCUUCGGACGACACCAGCUCUGAUGACACGUCCUCAUCCGACUCGCCCGAAAACACGUCCUGGAACUUCGAGAGCUACGGGGCCUAUCCCGACAACCCGGACAUUGUGCAGCCGGACCUGUCGAUCGCGGGCGGCGGCGUUGUCACGGGCUACUUCUUCAACGAGUCGUCGACGGCGGUGCUCAGCAUCCCCACGUUCGACCAGUACGGCGACAACAUCGGCAACUUCGACACGACCGUGGGCGACUUCGUGGCCAACGCCACGGCCCGCAACCUCACGCGGUGCGUCAUCGACCUGCAGCAGAACUCGGGCGGGCUCACGCUGCUGGCCUUCAUCACCUUCGCGUGGUUCUUCCCGCAGACGACGCCGUUCCACGGCAGCCGGCGGCGGUCGUUCGGGCUGGCCAACUCGCUCGGCCAGUUCACCACCGACUUCUGGAGCUCGCUGCAGCCGGGCACGACCGACUACGACGACUGGUACGACAGCCUGGCGUCGGACGAGUGGGUGGUGACGGACCGGCUCAACGCCGACACGGGCGAGAACUUCACCUCCUGGGCCGACUUCUACGGCCCGCGCGCCUACCACGGCGACGACUUCUCGCUGACGGAGCAGUACAACCUGUCCAGCCCCGUCUUCGCCGACACGGCCUUCAACGGCUGGUACCUCGACCCGGAGCAGUGGGGCGAAGCCCCCUGGCGGCCCGACCAGAUCGUGCUCCUCACCGACGGCACCUGCUCCUCGACCUGCGCCCUCUUCGUCGAGCUCAUGACCAGCCAGAUCGGCGUGCGCACCAUCGCCGUCGGCGGCCGCCCCGGCCAAGGGCCCAUGCAAGCCGCCGCCGGCAGCCGCGGCGCCCUGCUCUACACGGCCAGCGACAUCGACGUCGACAUCGACUGGGUCAACGGCCGCAUGGACCUCAACGACAACCCGUCCAACGAGUCCGCCUACGCGAACCUGCGCCCCCUGCGCGAGCGCGACUCGGGCAUGUGGGUGUCGUACGCCGGCGUCAACCUGCGCGACCAGAUCCGCGAGGCCGACACCACGCCGCUGCAGUUCAAGUACGAAGCCGCCCACUGCCGCCUCUACUACACGCUCGACAACGUGUGGAACCUCACGCGUCUCUGGCACGACGCCACCGCCGCCACCUUUGACGAUUCCACCGCCCUCUGCGUCGCCAACUCGACCGGCUACGCCUCCACCAGCUCCGUCUCCACCGCCGCCCCGCCCCCCACCCUCAACCUCACCGUCCCCACCAUCAACGACGCCUUCCUCUCCAACACGGCCACCUACGUCCUCGAGCAAGGCUUAAACUCGUCCUCCGACGCCGGCAACCACGACCUCGUCGCCGGCACCGCCCGCGUCUCGUCCUCGUCCAUGCAGCUCUGCACCUCGGCCGGCAAGUGCCCGACCGGCCUCACCGGCACGUGCCAGGACGUCAAGAUCCAGUGCCCCGGCGCGACCGAAGCCGUCGUCCGCAGCGUGUGCAUGACGCGGUGCUCGAGCGUCAACGGCGACGCCGACUGCAGCGCGCAGGGGACGGGGUGCACGGGGCUGGAUUCGGGCAGGAAGGAGGACCAGGUGAGCUCGACGAGCGCGAGUGGCGGGAGCGGAGGGGGCAGUUUGGCGAAGCAGUUCAAUCGGAAUGUCGGGAGGGGGUAUUGCAAGCCGAAGAUCACGCCGGUGAAGGGGGCGGGCGUCGUCAAGGCGUUGGCGUGUCCGAAGUGA
Messenger RNA from Diplodia corticola, 2718 nucleotides. Its product is annotated as peptidase s41 family protein. Lineage: Eukaryota; Fungi; Ascomycota; Dothideomycetes; Botryosphaeriales; Botryosphaeriaceae. The coding region runs from base 1 to 2718 and encodes 905 amino acids. The transcript has 3 exons. The record is from RefSeq and is a predicted model, not a curated record.